Molecule: messenger RNA, 742 nt
Organism: Dentiscutata erythropus
Lineage: Eukaryota; Fungi; Glomeromycota; Glomeromycetes; Diversisporales; Gigasporaceae
Source: the annotation of a GenBank genome assembly
AUGCGAUCUCUAAACAAUUAUGCAUCCGAUCCUUACAUUCGAUCAUAUUCAUUAAGCCUAAUAUUUUUGAUCGUUACAACGGUUAAUGGAUUUACCUAUCUUUCUUUCCCUUUUAAUAUUAUUAAUUGUCUACCUAAAAUCAAUUUUAUUGAAGUUACAGCUUAUUCUGAGACUUCUAAAGAAAUAUUUUUCUACAACUUUGGGGAAUGUGUUGGAAAUCUGACUCGAAGAAAUCAUCCAACAAGUGAUCCUCUAGGUUGUUAUAUUUUUAAUAAUGCCCUCAAUAAGGAUACUUUAAAUGGUCUUAGUAAUUUAGACUUUGCUGAUCCUUACAAGGAUCGUGACCAAAAUUUAAUGGAUCCAGCUUUGUGUAUAAUAUAUUGUGCGGACUACCUUUUUAAAUAUGCUGCUCGUCGGAGAGGAAAAGAAUGUCGAUGUGGAAAUGAGAAUGGUCUUGAUGGGUACAUUCUAACAAGCACAACAUAUUGUAAUAUGACUUGUGUUGGUAAUUCAAGUUACAUGCGUGGUGGUGAAAAUACAUAUGCGAUUUAUGAAGUAGGAUAUAUCAAAGAUAGUCCCUAUUGUAAUCAAAGAAGUUUAAAUGGAUAUUCAAUAGAACGUUCUGGUAUGACAGUUGAAAUGUGCAUAGGUUACUGUAAACAAAAAAAUUUUGAGAUCGUAGGAUUGGAAAUAGGCUCACAGUGUUUUUGCGAUCAUGAUUUUAAUAGUUAUACCAAUCUAG